Molecule: messenger RNA, 2069 nt
Organism: Labeo rohita (rohu)
Lineage: Eukaryota; Metazoa; Chordata; Actinopteri; Cypriniformes; Cyprinidae
Gene: hmces
Product: 5-hydroxymethylcytosine binding, ES cell specific
Exons: 7
Coding region: 117-1178 (353 amino acids)
Biological process (GO): DNA damage response
Molecular function (GO): single-stranded DNA binding
Source: RefSeq, a predicted model, not a curated record
CGUUAUUUUGUGUUUAUGCACUCGUUUGGUGAGGGUCUCAUUCGUUGCUCUCUCUGCUCUUACAUCCUUUACCUCAGAGCAAGGACUUGUUCUUCACUGGUUUGGCAUGUGCCAGAAUGUGCGGGAGAACAGCUUGCACUCUUGCGCCGAAUGAGCUGAGUCGUGCGGCUCGCUAUCGAGACCGGACGGGACAACGGCGCAGGCCCCAAUGGAAGGACGGAGACACUGACAAAUACCGGCCCUCAUACAACAAGAGUCCUCAGUCCUUCAGCCCCGUACUGCUGUCCAACAAGCACUUCAACAAGGAUUCCCCAGUAGAUGAGUGUGUGUUGGCAGCGAUGCGCUGGGGUCUCGUCCCGGCGUGGUUCAGAGAGAAUGACCCUAGUAAGAUGCAGUACAGCACCUCUAACUGUCGCAGUGAGAGCCUGCUACAAAAGAAAUCUUACAAGGAUCCUUUUCUGAAAGGACAGCGCUGUGUCAUCCUAGCUGACGGCUUCUAUGAAUGGAGGCGAAUGGAGAAAGAGAAACAGCCUUUCUUCAUUUACUUUCCUCAGAGCCAAGGAGGUCAAGUGCCUAGUCAACAAAAUACACUGAAAACAGAAAGUGACCAAAAAUUGGACCAAGGAGAGAGUGAUCAGGACGACAUUGACUGGACAGGGUGGCGUCUGCUGACAAUAGCAGGGCUCUUUGACUCCUGGACUCCACCUAGCGGUGGAGAGACGCUGUACACUUACACUGUUAUUACCGUAGACGCCUCUCCAGAUAUACAAAGCAUCCAUAACAGGAUGCCAGCUGUGCUGGACGGUGAGGACGAAGUCAGACGGUGGUUGGACUUUGGAGAAGUGAAGUCACUAGAAGCCAUGAAAUUACUGCAGCCAAAGUCUUCCUUGACCUUUCACCCCGUCUCCUCAUUCGUCAACAAUUCCCGCAACAACUCCCCAGAGUGUCUGCAGCCUGUAGACCCCACAGUUAAGAAGACCGUUCAACCUACAGCCAGCAGUAAAAUGAUGAUAAGCUGGCUGAAAACUGCCUCGCCAGUUAAGAGGAAGAAUCCUGAUGAAGAUACUUCGGCUAAAGCACCUGAAGAAAAUCUUGCCGCUGAGAAGAAAACCAAGCCAGCUGGGCCUCUCCAGCAGUGGCUGCUGGGAACGGGUUCCCCCAAGAAACCAAGGACUUAAACACAAUUACAGUGUUUUUCAGCAUGUUCAAAGCUGCCUAAAGAUUCAAAAUGCACCUUGACAUGCUUAAAAAUGUUUGAUAAAGUAGUAGUUCACUCAAAAAUGAAAACUGCUGAAAAUGUACCCACCCUCAGGCCAUCCAAGAUGUAAAUGAUGUUUCUUAAUUAAAAUCUUGCUUAAAAAUGGAUCCUAAGCAAGUGAAUGGGUCACAAUAAUCCAAACGACUCCAGUCUAUCAAUUAACGUCUUCUGAAGUGAAAAACUGUGUAAGAAACAAAUCCAUUAAGGUAUUUUAACUACAAAAUACAAGACUAUAAUCCAUAAUAAGGCUCCUUUCACAUCAAAAUACACCAACGUGGUUGUUUAAAACAGUUUUCGCUUGCAACCGGUGUUUAAUCUGUGCAUAUUUCUCUCCUGAUUCAGACUAGAUGACUUUAACCAGAGAAAGCAAUAUUUUUGAAAGAGGACUUUUAUUCAGCACCAAUGGUUUUAAGUUAAAAUCUUUUUAAUGAUGGAUUUGUUAAUUACAAACAUGCAGCUUUUCACUUCGGAAGACGGUAAUUGUUUUACUGGAGUUGUGCGGAUUGUUGUGAUGUUUUUAUCAGCUGUUUGGAGUCUCAUUCUGACGGCACCCAUUCAUUGCAGUUAGCAGAGGAUCUGUUAGUAAUGUUAAGUUUCUCCAAAUCUAUUCUUUCAAUCUUGGAUGGCCUGAAAGUGGGUAUAUUUUCAGCAAAUUUUCAUUUUUGGGUAAACAACUACUCCUUCAAGACAGUUAAGCACUCAUUUGCCAAGUAUUCAGUGUGUAGUAGUAGUAGUUUUAUUUUUAUAUGAUGAAAAUAAAAUUUUAUGUCAUUUAUAAUAGUUAAAGGGUUACUCCACCCCAAAAUGAAAA